AUGACCACCCCUCAGUCGGAAGGCGUGCUUCUCAACGAGAAGCCCCUCCAAGCCACGAUCCCCUCCGAGAAACAAAACGGCGUCCCUGAAGUCAACGGGCAUCCUCCGCCAGCUGCGAAACAAGCUGCAUCAGAAUCCGAAGUCGCGCGCGACUCCAGCAAGAUGCCGCAACAAGCCGCAGAUGAGGUUAGCAAAAACAAGAAUGCUUUCUCCGCAAACCAGGCUUUGCCCAGCAGCGACUCCGCUAGCAAGGAUCAGCAAGUAAGCGAACCGAAAGUCGAGCUUAAGGCCAGAGACGAGGGAGUCUCGCCGACAGACACAGAGAUGCCCGAUGUGCCCGCGACUGACAAGGCGGAGGAUUCAACUGCACAGCCCGCAGGCCAACCAGACUUGACGACCGAUUCAGCUCCGGAUCCGUCGAAGCCCGAGCCGACCGAGAGCAAGCCGGAUGUGGAAAUGGCAGAUGUGGGAGAGAGUCCAAGGGCAGACACAAACGCCUUGGAAGAGGCGCCGGCUGGGUCAACUGACCAGGCUAAGGGUACACCAGCUGCGACCGGCACUGCCGAUGUUAGCGGAUCUGAAGCGAAUAAAAGCUCUCAGGCGUCGGCUAAGGUUCCCCGGGAGCGGGAUGUCGAUAGCGAAGACGAGCCUGUGGCGAAGAGGACCAAAGUUGAGCAUGGAGAGCAGGGAGGGCAAGGAGAGGCGGUCAAGGAUGCCAUGGAGGUUGACCGGCAGGCCGCAUCCGGCCAAACUGCUGCGCAGCCAGAGCAGCCAGAGGACGGGGAGCCGAAGCCUAAGAAUCUUGCGGACGACCUCCUAAAUGAUCAGCCUAUUUCUGAGUGGCAAGCGAAGCAGAUCCGUGCUGUUCUGGCCGGUGUCAAGAAGACAAAGGUUGGGUUCAACUUCCGGCUGCCUGUCAAAGAUCUAUGGCCUAUGCUUUGGACUGAAUACUCUGCGAGAAUUCCUAAUCCAGUCGACAUCAGCUUAAUGGAGAAGCGUCUUCGUGGUGACGGCCCCCCCUAUGCCACAAUGGGUGAUUUCAAGAAAGACCUCGAUCUCCUCGUUCAGAACUCGAUCACCUUUAACGGCGACGCUCACGAGGUGACAGCAUCUGCGCGCGCUUGCCGCGAGUCCAUCCUCAGCCGCAUGGCUCUUCACCCGCCGCACGAGCCGCCGAAGCCCGAGAAGAAGGAGACCAAGGCGCACACCCGCGAGCCCCGUGCUGCCUCCACGUCCAAGAGCAUGGCUUCUACUGCUGCCGCUAAACCCGUCACAGAGUCGCCCGUGUUCGCGAUCCCGCGCGAAAGCAACGGCGUGCCACCCGUCCGGCGCAACCCGACCGAUCCCGAGAGCCGCAUGAAGCGGCCUGUCAAGCCUACCCAUCCCAAAGAUCUUGUGUAUGAGACCAAGCGGAAAAAGAAGCUGCCGCUGGAGCUGCGCUUCGCCGAUGAGGUGCUCACGGAGCUCAGGAAGGCGAAGUAUUACGAAUUUAACACUGCUUUUCUGCAGCCCGUGGACCCCGUUGCCCUCAACAUCCCUUCUUAUCAUAAGAUCAUCAAGAAGCCGAUGGACCUGGGGACCAUGGCUAAUAAGCUUGCGGCCGGCGAGUACAGCAACAUCAAGGAGUUUGAGAAGGACUUCGAACUGAUAAUCAAGAAUUGCCGUACUUUCAAUGGUGAAGAUCACAUCGUUUAUCACCAGGCGCUCAAGCUCCAGGACCUGUACCGGGCCGAGAUGUCUAAGAAGGAUGUGUGGAUGGCCAAGCACGCCCCGCCCGUUCAGCAAAAUCAGGCUCGGACGAGCCCACACCGCGACGACUCAGAUUCGGAUGACGCCGACUCGGAGCCGGACGUCGAGGAUGAAGAGCUGAAGCAGUCUCGGCAUCGCUUGGCUACUAUCCAAAAGCGUCUCGAAGAGGAGCAGAAGAAGAUCAACGAGAUGGUCAAUUCUGGCACCGCAGAGAUCGCCGAUGUUGAGAUUACCCAAGCUGUCGUCGCCAUGCUGCAGAAGCAACUUAUGGCUGAGCGUGCCAAGAUUGCCGCUCUCGAGGCUAAGAAACCUGCGAAGAGCAAGUCCAAGUCCAAGAAGUCUGGCGGUUCUGGCUCCUCUCACAAGAAGGGCUCCGUCUCGGGCGGCGGUGCCACUGGUGGCGCCAAAAAGAGUGCGCCCAAGAAGGUCACCCCCAAGCGUAGGGUCACUCAAGCUGAGAAGGAAGUUAUUGUCGACUCGCUCGGCAACCUGCAGAGCCCGUGGCUUGAUAAGGCUAUCGAUCUUAUCAAGAAGGACACCGGCCAGGGCGAAAACGACUCAGGCGAGCUGGAGCUGGACAUCGACUCGCUGUCGGAAGACGCGUUGGCCAAAUUGUACGACAUCGUCAUCAAGGCUUUCCCGCACCUUAAGGUCGAGCGGCAGCAACAGCAACAGACCAGCGCGGCGGCCGAUCCGCCCAAGAAGCCCAACAAAACCAAAAAGAACAAGCCUAUGAGCAAGACGGAACAAGAGCGGAGGAUCCAGCAGCUCAACGAGCUACGAGCGCAGGCCGUCCGCGGCGCCUCGGCCAGUCAGGAGCCGAUCGAGUCGAUCGAGGGCAACGGCAUUGAUGCGGUGGCUCAGCACCACGACGAGCACGAGAGUGACGAGUCGGUCGACUCCGAAGAAGAGUAA
Molecule: messenger RNA, 2664 nt
Organism: Thermochaetoides thermophila DSM 1495
Lineage: Eukaryota; Fungi; Ascomycota; Sordariomycetes; Sordariales; Chaetomiaceae
Exons: 2
Coding region: 1-2664 (887 amino acids)
Biological process (GO): regulation of DNA-templated transcription; chromatin remodeling
Cellular component (GO): chromatin; nucleus
Source: RefSeq, a predicted model, not a curated record